Molecule: messenger RNA, 1860 nt
Organism: Scedosporium apiospermum
Lineage: Eukaryota; Fungi; Ascomycota; Sordariomycetes; Microascales; Microascaceae
Product: 4-hydroxyacetophenone monooxygenase
Exons: 6
Coding region: 1-1860 (619 amino acids)
Molecular function (GO): NADP binding; N,N-dimethylaniline monooxygenase activity; flavin adenine dinucleotide binding
Source: RefSeq, a predicted model, not a curated record
AUGUCAUUGAACACGGAGCCUACUUUCUCGACUGCGGAGACUUUGCCACAACCUCAAGUCGCCUCCCUUGACCCAGAAUUCAAUUCGACGGGUUUAGCGCGCAGCGAGGAGUCGGAAUCAAGCAAAGUGCCCGUGUCCUUGCCCGCUGCACCAUCAUCAUCUUUCCAGCUUCUUCAGCAAUGGCAUUCUCAGCCAAGGAAGCUCCGCAUCAUCCAUGUUGGCGCUGGCGCAACAGGCUUGUGCACUGCUUUCAAGUUUGAGCGACAGCUCACCGACUACGAGCUUGUGUGCUACGAGAAGAAUGACGAGAUUGGAGGCACAUGGUUGGAGAACCGAUAUCCGGGAUGCGCUUGCGAUGUUCCUGCUCAUAUCUACACUUACACAUUUGAGCCAAAUCCUUUCUGGAAAUCCUAUUAUGCCGGAUCACCUGAGAUCCACGACUAUUUUAUGCAUUUUUGCGAGAAGUACCAGCUCCGCAAGUAUCUCAAAUUGAAACACAGGGUUUUGUCUGCGGCCUGGCAUGAGGACAAGGGACAGUGGGCCGUUGAAAUCGAGCACGACGGAAAUGUAUUCACCGACUGGUGUGACAUCCUCAUGAAUGGUUCCGGACUCUUGAAUAAGUACAGAUGGCCCGAAAUCGAAGGUUUGAAUACUUUCAAAGGCACGCUAGUGCACUCGGCGAAGUGGGAUCACUCCGUCGACUACUCCAACAAGCGAGUUGCCGUGCUUGGAAACGGUUCAUCCGCUAUACAGAUUAUCCCUCAGCUUCAGGAAGUCGCUUCGAAGGUUGGGUGCUUCAUGAGGGGUAGCACUUGGAUCGCGGCCCCCAUGCCGCGUGUCCCUGUCGAGCUGCCCUCUAAUACCGGAGAAGAAAUCAUCAGAGACAAGGAAGCCGUCCGCCCAAGUAUUGGCCAAUACUUCUACACCCCUGAAGAGAUUAAACGACUGGCCGAUGACCCAGACUAUCUGCUCAACUACCGCAAGAGAAUUGAGUUUGCCAUUAACGAAGGCUUCGCCAUUUUCUACAAGGAUACUGAAGCCUCUAGGAUGGCGUACCAGUACAUGCAAGCUGAGAUGGCCCGGGGACUUGAAAAUGAUCCUGUCUUGACCAAAAAACUCGUCCCAUCUUGGCCAGUGGGUUGCAGACGUCUCACACCUGGAGACGGGUACCUUGAAGCUCUGAUCAAGCCCAACGUCGAAUGCUACUUCACGGAAAUUUCUUCAAUUACGGAGAAAGGGUUGAACACUACAGAUGGCGCUUCUCACGAGGUAGACGCCAUCGUCUGCGCAACCGGAUACGACAUGGCGUGGACACCUCACUUCACUCUUAUCGGCCGAGACGGUGUCAAUAUUAAGGAUGCCUGGAACCCCGAGCCAAAAUGUUAUCUCGGACUGGCUGCUCCCGGCUUUCCGAACUACUUUGUCAUGAAUGGUCCUCGUGGAAACCUUGCCAAUGGCACCGUUCUCCCAUGUCUUGAAACGGAGAUUGACUAUGUGAUUAAGGCUGCCAAGAAGAUGCAGAGCGAUCGCAUCAAGGUAUUGGACGUACGGGAAAGUGUUGUUGACCAGCUUGAUGAGUACAUCGAUGCCUGGCACCAGACGAGUGUUUUCUCGGGGUCUUGUCGCAGUUGGUAUAAGAACAAUAGCGUCGACGGAAAGCCCCGAGUUUGGGGUGGAUCAUCGGUACAUUUCCUAAAGACCAUAAAGACUCCCAGAUGGGAACACUACAAUAUCGAAUACUUGGACGACAAUCCGUGGGCGUUCCUUGGAAAUGGCCGAAUCAAGGCCGAGGUCGAACACAGUUUUGAAGGGCUGACGUCCUAUCUGCGCAAUUCCGAUUGUCCCUGGACUAUUGAAUAA